CCGUUGCCGAGGAAAUUGUGCAACCGCUGCGCGAGAAUUAGGUGAAAACCGGAGGCAGGGGGAAGGCGGACCCCGUGGUGGGCACGGGAAGGACGGGGAGCCGGCAAAGCCCGUUGUACACGCUUUGGCCGAUUUAUUAAAGUAGUAUUUUUCACUGAGAGUUACACAGGAUGGUGGGCAAAGUCGCCAGGAACAGCUCCGUCCUGGAAUGAGAAAUUGAUGCGAAAAGAAUACAAGAUGUAUCACUUUGGAUAUUGGGGUACUUAGCGCGGGCUGGUUCGAGUCGCUCUUUCCUCCAGUACAUCUUCACUCCUGGCCCUGUGUCUCAGCGCUUCACACCCGCCUGCAAACCGUAACAAGCUGUUAAACGAAGUACUUUCUCUUGUCUGGAAAGGAAUUACAUUGUAUGCAUAAUCUUUGAACAUAUCGAUUUGGAUGUUAAACGAAUAUUGCGAAGACUAUCUUUCUCUUUAGGAAAACGAAGUGCGAAAUCCUGCUGAGUUUGGACUGGAAUGAAUUAUCAUAAUAUAAGCACCUGGAAAUUGUUUCUAUCAAAUUUUUAAAUAGUGUCUUUUUGAAGUUUUGGUCGGGAUUUUCUGGAUGUAUGUGUGUGUGUUUGAGAGAGGCGUGUUUCGAUUAAUUAGUACAUGGUCAUUGGGCUUUCGUUACGAAGUUGGUUUAACUAUGACGGUGAUGUGACUGCAAUUUGAUGGGAGUGAGAAGAGGAAAAAACGAACUGUGUUGGGUCUCAGCAUCUCGAGAAGUGGAGAAAAUUAGUGUCAAUAAAAAAACUAACUCCGCACUCCGAGGGGGGAAAAUGCCAGUGAGUAAACAAGACACCCAACGAGCUUUACUGCUUCUUGAGGACUACUGCUCAAAACUGAAGAAACCAGAGGAAAAGCAACUGAAGAAUGCAGUUGAAAAAGUUAUAAAUAUCUUUAAAAGUGGCCUAUUUCAAGCACUACUAGAUAUCCAAGAGUUCUAUGAGGUAACAUUACUCAAUGCCCACACCAGUUUUGAACAGAAGACUGCUGAAGUUAAUCAAGUAGUAGAACAAUGGAAAGAAACAAAUUCACCUUUGGCAAAUACCCAAAAGAAAACUUCAGAGCCAGUUGGGACAGAACAAGACACAAUACUGUCAAGAGAGGAGGAAGAAGCUGAUGAACCAGAAGGAGAACCGCAAACAAAAUUGCAUGAACAAUGGGAACGUUUUGAGAAAUAUCAUUAUGAAGAUGAGGAUUCGUUGCCAAAUGAUUUUAGCUUACCACAUCUAACCAAUGAUGUCAAAGGUCCCGAGCUUGUUCAUGUUUCUGAGAAGAAUUUAUCGCAGAUUGAAAACAUCCUUGGAUAUGUAUCACAUUCUCAUAUUUCUCCAUUAAAGGUUAAUCCCUGUGAUGUACAAGCCCAGCUGCUUGACUUGACUGACAUGGAAGAACAGCAAUAUGAUCAGGAGUUUGAAGAUGCUGUGAACUUUAAAGAAGGCACUGAAUCCCUCCAGGCAAGCCCCAUUCCUAUUAUUGUCAAUACAGAAGCACUGGAUUCCGUCCCCUAUGUCAAUGGAACAGAAAUAGAAUAUGAAUUUGAAGAAAUCACAUUGGAACGAGGUAAUUCUGGCCUGGGAUUCAGUAUUGCAGGAGGCACAGAUAAUCCUCACAUUGGAGAUGACCCUGGGAUAUUUAUUACUAAAAUUAUACCCAGUGGAGCAGCAGCUCAGGAUGGACGGCUCAGAGUCAAUGACUGCAUUCUGCGGGUAAACGAAAUUGACGUCUCUGAAGUAUCUCACUGUAGAGCUGUAGAGGCAUUGAAAGAUGCUGGCUCAAUUGUACGACUGUAUGUGCGCAGGAGGCGGCCUGUUUUGGAAACUAUCGCAGAAAUAAAACUUAUAAAAGGACCAAAAGGAUUAGGAUUUAGUAUUGCUGGUGGCGUGGGUAACCAGCACAUCCCCGGUGAUAACAGUAUAUAUGUCACAAAAGUAAUUGAUGGAGGAGCUGCACAGAGAGAUGGAACAUUGCAAAUUGGUGACCGGCUUCUUAUGGUGAAUAACUACAGUUUGGAAGAGAUAGCACAUGAAGAGGCUGUAACAAUACUGAAAAAUACAUCCGAUGUGGUCUACCUUAAAGUUGGAAAACCCACUACUGCUUACAUAAGUGACCCUUAUGGACCUCCUGAUAUCACACACUGCUAUUCUCCUCCAAUAGAGGAUCACAUCUUUUCCUCGUCUGUGAAUAAUGAUACAUUGGAUCACAAGACAUCACUGCCACAAAUCACAUCAGGAAGAUAUUCUCCUCUUCCAAACUAUAUGCUUGAAGAAGAAGAAGAAGAAGAAGAAGAUGAAGAGGAAGAAGAAGAAGAAGUAGACAUCAGCAGGGAGCCCAGAAAAUUUGUGUUGCACAGAGGAUCCUGUGGAUUAGGCUUUAACAUCGUUGGGGGUGAAGAUGGUGAAGGGAUAUUUAUCUCAUUCAUCCUGACAGGUGGACCUGCAGACCUUAGUGGAGAGCUGCAAAGAGGUGACCAAAUUCUAUCAGUAAAUGGCAGAGAUCUUCGUGUUGCAACACAUGAACAGGCUGCAGCAGCUCUUAAAGGAGCCGGCCAGGUUGUGAAUAUGAUUGUUCAGUACAAGCCUGAAGAGUACAGCCGGUUUGAGGCAAAAAUCCAUGACUUGCGGGAACAGAUGCUAAAUCACAGUAUGAGUUCAGGGUCUGGCUCCCUAAGAACCAACCAGAAACGCUCACUAUAUGUAAGAGCUCUAUUUGACUAUGACAGAACCAAGGACAGUGGUCUUCCAAGUCAAGGUCUUAGCUUCAAAUACGGAGAGAUUUUGCAUGUUAUCAACGCUUCUGAUGAUGAAUGGUGGCAGGCACGAAGAGUUACACCGGAAGGAGACAGUGAAGAGAUGGGUGUCAUACCAAGCAAAAAAAGAGUUGAUAGAAAAGAACGAUCUAGACUUAAAACCGUGAAAUUCAAUGCCAACCCUGGAGUGAUUGAUUCCAAAGCGUCAUUCAAUGACAAGCGUAAAAAGAACCUCAUCUUUUCACGAAAAUUCCCAUUCUACAAGAACAAGGACAACAGUGAGCAGGAUACCAGUGAUCCAGAACAACAUGUUACUUCAAAUGCCAGUGAUAGUGAAAGCAGCUACAGGGGACCAGAAGACUGCAUUCUUUCAUAUGAACCAGUCAUACAGCAAGAGAUUAAUUACAGUAGACCUGUCAUUAUUCUGGGUCCAAUGAAAGAUCGGGUUAACGAUGAUCUGAUAUCAGAGUUCCCAGACAAAUUUGGCUCAUGUGUACCACACACUACAAGACCAAAACGUGAUUAUGAAAUGGAUGGAAGAGACUAUCACUUCGUUACUUGUAGAGAUCAGAUGGAAAAGGAUAUCCAAGAACACAAAUUUAUUGAAGCAGGACAAUACAAUGAUAAUCUAUAUGGAACUAGUGUCCAAUCUGUAAAAUAUGUGGCUGAAAGAGGCAAACAUUGCAUACUUGAUGUUUCAGGAAAUGCCAUAAAACGUUUACAAAUUGCUCAACUUUAUCCCAUUGCUAUUUUCAUCAAGCCCACAUCUGUGGAUUCAUUACUGGAAAUGAAUAAACGCCUGACAGAAGAGCAAGGCAAAAAGACAUUUGAAAGAGCUUUAAAACUAGAACAGGAAUUUGGAGAACAUUUUACAGCAAUAGUACAAGGAGAAAAUUUGGAAGAAAUUUACGAUCAAUGCAAACUAGCUAUUGAGGAAUAUUCAGGCCCAUUUAUUUGGGUUCCAUCCAAGGAGAAAUUGUGAAUCAGCCACAGAUGUGAAGCUGAUGAAAACACCUGUUCAGAUUUUGACAUUUUAUUUAAUUUUAAUUACAUUUUCAUCUCAAUCCGUGUGCAUAAUCAUGAAUGCAUUUUUGAGUUAGAAACUCAACAGGAUGUUUCUGCGAAGUUAGGAACUGCAUUAACAGGUGGAAGUGGUGUGGAUGGGGGAAAGAGCAUGCAAAAAGCAGGCAAGUCAAGGUUUGGCAAAAAGCAUGGGACUCUAAGAAAUCAUGGAUGAUCCUACAGCAUUAGCAUAUCCAAGCCAUAAGUGUAUUAAAUUCUUGCAUAGGAGGUUUCACUCUUAUUGUAAUUAAAUAGGCAAAGCAGGGACUCUUGUACUUAGUUUUAUUCUCUGACAGCUUUACAACAUACACGAGCCUCUGUGCACUUAUGAUUGCUAUGCUGCGAUUUUGUAACUAUGCAGAUAGAAUUCAUCACAUCAUUUUAUAAAAACACUUUUUUGCCAAGAUGGAACCUAAUAAAGAUGAAUUUGCAUCUUUAAAAUCCAAAUUAAAAGUAUGCUCGGAUUUAACACAUUUUAGAAUGUGUCUCAUUUGGCGGCUGGUUAAAAUCAAAGGAAGCUUCAGAAAUUACAAUAUACAUUUUAAUAUUUUUAUUCAAUAGUUAUUGAAAUAAUUUAUAGUAAAGAAUAUAUAUUGCUGUAAAUUGAAUAUAUUUCAUGACAAAUCCAGCAUUGACUGGCGGUAUAAUUAUGUAGAAAUAUAGGAUGGAGAGCAAUUGAUGAUUAGUUUUAUGGAGUGGGGUCUAUAUGAAAAACAACUGAUUUGUGAAUAACAGUAAAUUCACUGCCAUCUCCAAGUGUUGCCAGUGAAAAUUCACUUUUUUUCUUUCCCUUGCGUAUUAAGCAUGCAGCUUGGAAUUUUAUCCUCUAAUUAGUCAAUGUUAAGUUGUGUGCUCUGCAUUAUAAUAACUGUGGCUAAGUACAAUCAAAGAAAGGUCAGUGAGAUUUCCUACAUAGCCAUAGCUAUGUUUUAUUAUUUUUAGUUUAAUCCAAUUUAUUAUUUUGUACUUGGUUCAGUGCUUUAUGGCUGUUUAUACUUAGAAGCUGCUAUUGCAAUUUUUCAAAAUUUACCCCUUUUCUUUUUUGUUAAGCUAGAAUUUCAUUUUCUGUACUGAGUGAAUUGUACUGUACAGACUGAUGUAUUUAAAGUGCACUGUUUGAUUAUGCUUGUCUUGUACUGGUUUGAUCAUGAUUAAAUACAGUUUUAGCCUAUAGUACAAAUUUAAAAUACUCCAUUCCCAUUACAGGUGCAAUAAGCAGAGAAUUUUAAACUCUGAAUAUUCUUGUGUGUUUUACUAUCUCCCUUUAUUUGACCUUUAGUGUGCACUCAAGCAUUCUCAGGAUGGUUACUGGGAGAAUAUGGGUGGGAUGGUUUGGGGGCUAGGAAGGGUAAUUGGGUAUUAAUUGGGUAUGGAAUAAACAAACUGACCCAUCAGUGAAGCCAUCAAUUCAAUUUGACCAGCUACUUGCAGAAAAUUAUUUAAUUAUUUGCCCAUUAUGUUAGAAUUCUCAGGAGUUAAGCUUACAGCAUUUGGUUACUACGGAUUUUGACUUUACGCUCCCAUGGAGUACCAACUAUAUAUGUGAAGCAUAUUACCCUAAAAUCCUCAAAGCUACAAAUUUACUCCCUCUGUAGUUUAUUUUUAUUUUUAGAUCUAAUAUAGUUUUCUCUCAUUGCUAAGAAUUUGCAAAAUAGCUUGUAUAUUUGACCUUCAUCUCUUAGACUAUAUGGAAUGACCAAGAUGCCAUUGUCCCCUUUUGUGAUCUUAAAUGAAUUUAUUUAAGGAGGGAAGAGUGUUCUUGAAGAAUGGGUUUGAUUGUAGUGGAUAUCUCCUAGAUCCUAUAUAUUUUUACAAAGAGUAAAAUUGUAUGCCUCUACAUUUUUUAAAGCCCAAAUGAAAGUACUCCAAAUAUUCCAUUGUGUCAAGAUCUGGGAACAUGAAAGGAUUUAAACCCUUUGGUCUUAUCAUAAUUAAAUACAGAAAAUAACCAGAGGAAUUUAAUGUUUUUGCACAUAUUGUAAUUUCAUGUUCAAAAAUAAUACAACCAGAAGUUUAACGAGAGGGACAGUCUUUGUUUCAAAACUUGCAGACUUCUUUCGGAAGCUACAUCUCCUUAUGUAGUUGGAUGAAACUGAAGACGAUGUUCCACUGCUGGAUCAUGCUUAUAGUUGCCUGUAUAGAGGAUACUACAAUAUGGAUUAACUACCUACUGAUUGCACAUAUCAAUUCCAUCCAUUCCAUUUGUGUAAAGGAAUAAAAAAUUUAGUUGUAUAUUUAACAAUAUAAAUAAGUAUUCAUGCUUGUUUAUAACUUUGAAAAUUAAAUUACCGUUUAUUGCACAAACACAUAAUCUUGUACAAACUGCAAUUUCUUGUGUUCCGUGUUUUUAAAAUUGCAUAUUGGCUGCACUAUUUCACAAUGAACCUGCAAAAUCUUAGUUCAAUAAAGCCACUUCUCCGCACCCUGUUAAAUGCAUAUUCAGUUCUGAUGGCUGCAGUGUGGUACUACUUGCUGUCUGCCUGCCUUUCCUAUUAUAAGUGUGUCAGAAGGGGAUUCACUUAAUAAUCUGAAGAUUCCCUGGAUGAAUUUUAUGGAGAAAAUUGUUUAAAUUUAUUUGAAAACUGUGUCACAAUAUAUUGGUUCUUUCUUUGAAUUUCAUCACCACCAAUAAUUGUUUUCUGAUGCACAUGUUUGUUAGAGAAUAAAAUCCAAAGCUCUUAAAUAACUCAGGUUGAUACAAAAUAGCCUAAAGAUAACACUCACUGUUACUAAUGGAAUAGAAACAUUAGCAUUCCAGAAAUAAACUUAAAAUUCUUCCAGCCAAAUCAAAAACAAAGUACUGCAGAAAUAUAUUUAAUACAAAUGUAAUGCUAGUGGAUUUUAAACUAUUCAUUAAUAGCUCUCAUGGUUGUCCAUCAAAAAGAAGGUUCAUGCUAAUUAAAUCAUUCAGAUUUAUUUCAAACAAUAUUAUUUUACCUUAUUUCAACAUAAAUAAUAUUGAAUCUUUCAGCAUGGCUUACAUAAAAAUUGUUUCUGCAUAAUCCUCAAUAAUAAGGUGCAAUAUAUUCAAUGCAACAUUAUCUCAUGGUUUAGCCACUACCAAUGUUGAAACGAAAAUUGAUUUAAAAAUUUGUCAUUCAUGUCUCUCAAAGAUUUGUGCAAUUUGUGUGAAAGUUUGAGUAUGAAUGACACAAUGUACUGUUUGUGGUACUGUAA
Molecule: messenger RNA, 7029 nt
Organism: Mobula hypostoma (lesser devil ray)
Lineage: Eukaryota; Metazoa; Chordata; Chondrichthyes; Myliobatiformes; Myliobatidae
Gene: dlg2
Product: discs, large homolog 2 (Drosophila)
Exons: 27
Coding region: 710-3772 (1020 amino acids)
Biological process (GO): cell-cell adhesion; receptor clustering; embryo development
Cellular component (GO): plasma membrane; basolateral plasma membrane; neuron projection
Molecular function (GO): kinase binding
Source: RefSeq, a predicted model, not a curated record